AGGGAAUGAUUUAUCCAGUAUUUUGCGGUUUUUUUAGAUUUUUUAUUUAAUUCUUGCAACUUGUAUUUCACGGUAUACGGACUGCGCAUUCAGCACUUAAGUUACCUUUGAAUGUUCAUACAAAUCCCGAAGCAAUGUGUAACAUAAAGAAGAAUUCCGGCAUGGCUGAAGUUUUGAGAAAAUGCAAAAUUAUUAUUUGGGAUGAAUGUACAAUGGCCCACAAGCAUUCGCUUGAAGCUCUCGACAGGUCCCUGAAGGAUAUCAAAGAUAAUACUAGGCUUUUCGGUGGUGCUCUACUGCUACUGUCUGGUGAUUUCAGGCAAACAUUGCCAGUAAUUCCACGUGCGACAUAUGCAGACGAAGUAAACGCAUGUUUGAAGGCAUCUUAUCUAUGGCGGAGUGUCAGUAAAUUGAGCCUUACUAUCAAUAUGCGCGUUCAACUACAAAAUGAUCCAUUAGCGUCAGGAUUCUCUGAACAAUUGUUAGACAUUGGCAACGGUAAAAUUCAACUGUAUGAAGAUACCCAAUUUAUUAAAUUUCCAGAGAACUUUUGCAACAUGGUGGCUACCAAAGAUGAAUUAAUAAAUAGUAUCUUUCCAGAUUUAAGAUAUAACUAUACUAAUCAUGAAUGGCUACGAGAGCGAGCUAUUUUAGCUGCAAAAAAUUUAGAUGUAGACGCCAUCAAUUUUAAAAUACAACAGUCAUUGCCUGGUAAUGAAAUUACAUUUAAAUCAAUUGACACCGUUGUUGAUCCUGACGAAGUGGUCAACUAUCCAGUAGAAUUUUUGAAUUCUUUAGAUUUACAUGGAAUGCCACCACAUAAUUUGCGACUAAAGAUUGGCUCACCUAUAAUUUUGCUUCGUAAUUUAAAUGCCCCGAUAUUGUGUAAUGGCACGCGAUUAGUUAUAAAAAAAAUCAUGGGCAACAUUAUUGAAGCGAAUAUUUUAUCUGGAAAAUUCCAAGGUGAAAUUGUACUUUUACCGCGGAUCCCAAUGAUUCCUUCAGAUUCACCUAUACCAUUUAAACGCUUACAAUUUCCGAUCCGUUUGGCAUAUGCUAUGACUAUAAAUAAGUCACAAGGUCAAACGAUGACAUUUUGUGGCUUAGAUUUAGAAAAUCCGUGUUUUUCUCACGGCCAAUUGUACGUUGCGUGA
This is a messenger RNA of Chrysoperla carnea, 1154 nucleotides long. Its product is annotated as ATP-dependent DNA helicase PIF1-like. Gene Ontology annotation, biological process: DNA repair; telomere maintenance. The coding region runs from base 135 to 1154 and encodes 339 amino acids. The record is from RefSeq and is a predicted model, not a curated record. The transcript has a single exon. Gene Ontology annotation, molecular function: DNA helicase activity. Lineage: Eukaryota; Metazoa; Arthropoda; Insecta; Neuroptera; Chrysopidae.